This is a messenger RNA of Meyerozyma guilliermondii ATCC 6260, 981 nucleotides long. RefSeq names its product Abg1p (gene ABG1). The record is from RefSeq and is a predicted model, not a curated record. The coding region runs from base 1 to 981 and encodes 326 amino acids. NCBI's taxonomy places the organism in Eukaryota, Fungi, Ascomycota, Pichiomycetes, Serinales, Debaryomycetaceae. Gene Ontology annotation, biological process: fungal-type cell wall biogenesis; (1->6)-beta-D-glucan biosynthetic process. The transcript has a single exon. Gene Ontology annotation, cellular component: endoplasmic reticulum membrane.
AUGGUGCCGCUAAUCGUCGCUCUAUAUGUCGCCGUGCGCCUACCAGGUUUUGAUAAAGCGAGUGCGAAUUGUUCCUUGCGAGUUGUGGUCCUCCUUAACAUGAAGCUCGCCGGAUUCGUUACAUUAGCACUCUUUGAGGCAUCGGCGCUUGCAUUUUCAGAUACAGCACCAUUCUUCUCGUCGAGAAAUUUGGGAAAGUUGUCCUACUAUGAAGAGUCGACAAACUUGGGUCCAGCGUGGACUUCUUUCACCAACGAUAUUUGCAGUUCCAACAAAAAAACGGUGGUUUUCAGAGUAAACAAUUUACAGCACCACGGCGACAUCCAAGACGGCUCCUAUGUUGAACAUGUCCACUAUAAAUCGGCUGCUGACUUGGAUUUGCUAUUGGGUGACAGUUGUCGAUCUGACCAGGUUUCGUACCAACAAACCAUAUCGACCCUUGACAAGCCGUUGACGAUCAUUGACGUCGAAGACAACAAAGUCCACACGGUCAGAGAGUUUACAGACGCCAUAAAGGACCCUCUGGUAAUGGUGGUUGUCCAGGGCAAACCAUCGUUCCACAAGACCAGCUCGCAUUUGGAAGAUAUUAAAAGCUACGUAGAGGACAAGGUUUACGAUAACCUCAACAUCGAAUUCGGCGUGCACCAUAAGAGGUCAGAAACUGAGGAUUUCGACAAGAUAGCAGCGGAAGUUGAGGCUGACUUUGCCAAGGCCGAGUCACUUGUAUCAAAGUACCCCCAUGGCCAAGUCACAGCUUUGUCUGAGGCUAGUGCCGAGACUUCGACACCUUCUCAUCACAAGCGGAAUAACCUGAGUCUUUUCACUGAGUAUAGGUUUUUCACGCCUGGUAUUUGGCUGGGACUCAUUGUGUCAGCAAUGUUAAUUGCGGUAUUGGUUACCGCAUUACAGUGGAUUGGAUCAUUGGACAUUUCCUACAAAUCUUUCGACAAACAGGUCGAUUACGAGAAAAAAAAUGAAUAA